Molecule: messenger RNA, 6302 nt
Organism: Heteronotia binoei (common prickly gecko)
Lineage: Eukaryota; Metazoa; Chordata; Lepidosauria; Squamata; Gekkonidae
Gene: TBC1D4
Product: TBC1 domain family member 4
Exons: 20
Coding region: 237-3662 (1141 amino acids)
Source: RefSeq, a predicted model, not a curated record
ACAAGAGCAGAGUCAGAGGGCUUUUUGGUUUUGCCAUUCAGUGACAGGAGUUUGGCGGAAAAGCUUGCUUAGGUCAAUAGCCUCACCUUGUGAGAGCUGGUCAGCAAAUUCACCGAAGGUUCAGAAGACUUGCUGGCAGCUUCAUGUCCUUUAAGAUUUUAUUUAGGCUAGUGGCCUUGAACAAUAGCUUAGCAAUAGCUUGAACAACUGGCUUUUUCUCUCCUCAUUUUUCUAUUAUGGAAGCCUACGCUGUGUUCCAGUUUGUGGCUGGAUACCGAAGAAAAGGUUUCACUAAAGUCCCAGAUGUGAUCAGCAGCAUAAGGCAAGCUUCCAAAGCCGCCCUCAAGGAGGACGUCAAACCCAAUAAAGACAGUGAAGAUGCCUUCUACAACUCCCAGAAGUUUGAGGUCCUCUACUGUGGGAAGGUGACUGUGGCUCACAAAAAGGCCCCUUCCACUCUGAUCGACGACUGCAUCGAGAAGUUCAACCAGCACGAACGCCAACGCCUAAAACUGUUGAGCGAGCAGCGCAGUGUAGAAUCCAGCACUGACCUUGCUGAGAAUGAAGGCGACGCGCCGUCUUCUCCUUUGGACAGUCCCUUUGAGGAGGUGGAUGGCGCGGACACCGCCGGCAGUAGUCACGCCGGGAUGUUUACUAUUGGGAGCCAGACUAAUCUGGCGAGCCUGGCUAGCUCCCGUGUCUCUUUCCCUGAGCGGAUUUUGGAGGAUUCUGGGUUUGACGAUCAGCAGGAGUUCCGCACCCGUUGCAGCAGUGUCACGGGUGUUAUGCAGAGGAAAGUACAUGACAACACCUUAAUAACGCAGUCACGGAGGCGACACGCAAGUGCCCCCAGCCAUGUCCAGCCCUCCGAUUCUGAGAAGAACAGGACCAUGUUGUUUCAGGUUGGCCGAUUUGAAAUUAACCUCAUCAGUCCAGACUCUAAGUCUGUUGUGUUUGAGAAGAACUUUAAAGAUAUCUCAUCGUGUUCUCAGGGCAUAAAAAACAUCGAUCACUUUGGUUUUAUUUGUCGAGAAUCUACUGAACCGGGCAUCAAUCAGUAUGUCUGCUAUGUAUUCCAGUGUGCGAACGAGUCUUUGGUAGACGAGGUGAUGCUCACUCUCAAACAGGCCUUUAGCACCGCUGCUGCCCUCCAGAACGCCAAGACUCAAAUCAAACUGUGCGAGGCCUGCCCGAUGCACUCGCUCCACAAACUCUGUGAAAGGAUUGAAGGUCUUUACCCACCGAGAGCCAAGCUCGUGAUUCAGAGACAUUUGUCCACCCUCAGUGACAAUGAGCAAGCGGACAUCUUUGAACGUGUCCAGAAAAUGAAGCCUGUUAGCGACCAGGAAGAAAAUGAGCUUGUGAUCUUACAUCUGCGGCAAUUGUGUGAAACGAAACAGAAGACGCACGUGCACAUUGGAGAGGCACCGGUGCAGAAUGCCUGCAACAACUCAGUUCCCGAAAUCACAGCGAGCGGCGGCAGGUUCAAACUUGACAUCCUGAAAAACAAGGCCAAGAAGUCCUUGACGAGUUCUCUGGAAAACAUUUUCUCAAGGGGCGCUAACAGGAUGCGUGGCCGUUUGGGGAGCAUGGACAGCUUUGAAAGAUGCAACAACCUCUCCUCGGACAAAGACUGCUCCUCUGGGGAGUCUCCUCCCCCCACUCCCCCGGGGUCACCGAUAUCCUCAGCUUGGCAGCCGUUUCCCGAGGAGGAUUCCGAUUCGCCUCAGUUCAGAAGACGUGCGCACACGUUCAGCCACCCGCCGUCCAGCGUGAAGAAAAAGAUCUCUUUCCAAGACGGGAGAUCCCAAAGCGUCAAGUCUCCUCUCCUGAGGCAGAACUCUGUGGAACACAGCAGGCCGACACUUGCCCGACGUACUCGCAGUGAGAGCGAAUCAUCUGCUCCAUCCAGCCUCCCUUCUUCCUUCUCUGCCCCGUCUUUCCUGAAAAGCUUUUACCAGAGCUCAGGAAAGCCGCCUCCUCAAUCUGAAAAUGAACUUCCCAAGAGUAAUGGGGAAAGACGGAAAAGGACGUCUUCGGUCUGCAGCAACGACUCCGUAAAUGCUGGUGGAAUCGCUCUUACCCCUCGCCGGAUCUCCUGGCGACAGCGAAUAUUCCUCAGGGUAGCAUCGCCCAUGAAGAAAUCUUCCUCGGCGAUGCAAAAUCAAGAUGGAGGGGACGGGAGUGACUUGUUACCCCUGUCUCCCCUUGCGCCAUCUUUGGAAGAGGACCCCCUGGCUUCCAUAUUGCAAAACGACGAUGCCCAAGAUAAAACGGGGGAGAAGAAGAACUCGGAAGAGCUGCAGAGUCUGUGGAGGAAAGCGAUCCAUCAACAAAUACUGCUGCUCCGAAUGGAAAAAGAAAACCAGAAAUUGGAAGCGAGCAGAGAUGAGCUUCAAUCCCGAAAAGUUAAAUUGGACUAUGAGGAAGUGGGUACUUGUCAGAAAGAUGUUAUCAACGUCUGGGAUAAGAAGCUGUUAAACUGCAGAGCCAAAAUCAGAUGCGACAUGGAAGACAUUCACGCGACUCUGAAAGACGGUGUACCAAAAAGUCGCCGAGGAGAAAUCUGGCAGUUCCUGGCGGUGCAGCAUCGCGUGCGACAUCGGCUGUCGAACAAACAGCAGCCCCCUGACGUCUCCUACAAAGAGCUCUUGAAGCAGCUGACGACUCAGCAACACGCGAUCCUUGUAGAUCUCGGAAGGACCUUUCCCACGCACCCCUAUUUCUCCGCUCAGCUGGGAGCAGGGCAGCUGUCCCUCUUCAACCUUCUGAAAGCGUACUCCUUGCUGGACAAGGAGGUGGGCUAUUGCCAAGGGAUCAGCUUCGUGGCUGGAGUGCUGCUUCUGCACAUGAGCGAAGAGCAAGCCUUUGAGAUGCUGAAGUUCCUCAUGUACGACCUGGGCUUCCGGAAGCAGUACAGACCUGACAUGAUGUCGCUACAGAUCCAGAUGUACCAGCUGUCGAGGCUUCUCCAUGACUACCACAGGGACCUCUACAACCACCUUGAAGAGAAUGAAAUCAGCCCCAGCCUUUACGCUGCACCUUGGUUUCUCACCUUACUUGCCUCCCAGUUUCCUCUGGGAUUUGUAGCCAGAGUAUUUGACAUUAUUUUUCUUCAGGGAACAGAAGUCAUAUUUAAAGUAGGCCUCAGCUUGCUUAGCAGCCAAGAGGCCCAAAUCAUGAUGUGUGAGACUUUUGAGAACAUAGUGGAGUUUCUUAAAAACACUCUCCCAGAUAUGACGAAGCCCCAGAUGGAGAAGAUUAUCACACAGGUCUUUGAAAUGGAUAUUUCUAAGCAGCUCCAUGCCUACGAAGUAGAGUAUCAUGUUCUGCAGGAUGAGCUUCAGGACGACUCAAAUCCAUGCGAGAAUGGCGAGCCUCCGGAGAAGCUCGAAAGAGUGAACAGUCAGCUCAAGAGGCAGAACAUGGACCUCUUGGAGAAACUGCAGGCAGCUCACGCUAAACUCCAGAGUGUGGAAUCGAACUUGGAAGACGUCCUGGUGCGAGAGGGCAAAAUGAAGAGCCUGAUCUCGUCACUGGAGCGGGAGAAAGCACUCUACCGAAAGACUAUCGAGAAGAUCUGCCAGCACUUGCCUGCCGAGGCACUGUCGGCCUGCGAGGAGCUGCUGAAAGAGGCGGACUAUCACCCAAAUGCAAUCUAGAAAUAAGCCAUACAUUGAAAGUUGUGGGCAACACCGCGGACAAUAAAGGAAAGAGACAGAGACCGGCUUCUGUGGAGGGUGUCUGCUCCACCUCACACGGGUACUGGGAUUCUUCGAGCAACAAGAGAGGCCUUUUCAAACCUUGAUAUGCAAAUCCCAGGCUAAACGUUUUUAAUAAUGUGUGUACAUAAACUGCGAUGCAAAAAAAAAAAAGGUCAAAUCUAAUGAAGACAAUUAGAUAUAUAUUUAGGAUCGGUCUUAAGGGGUGGGGGGGUGGGGAGGAUGAAAUUUCACUAGGGGAGACCAGCGAUCGACUUCUGAAACGUCAACCUCAGUAUGUUUUUUUUCCUGUAGUCAAAGGAACACUGUUGUGUCUUUCUAUACCGUAAUUAAUACUUGAAAAGAAACAAGAAUGUACAUUUUCCCCUCCUCCAAAGAAUAGCAUGUUUCUCAUUGUAAUGUGGGGGGGAGGGUUGCUUUUGUAGAGGCAGUGAUGGCGGGGGGAGAUGGGGGGAUAGGAGAAAAAUCCCUACAAGCUCUCAUGUGCCUGUAAUAAACUCUACAAACAACUUCAUCUACGUUACAAUAAUCCCUGCUAGGUCUCCAGAUGUGAUUUUGCUGCUGAGAAUCACCGUUGCCAAGUAGCUUUUCCAGGCUCUUCCAGGUAGCUUGACCUUAUUUUUCCAGAUGCGUCUCUGGAAGCUGAGGGAGGAGGAGAGGAAGGCUGGAAGCAGCCUCCUCCUUUCUGAUCUUGCCCGUUAACUCCGCAGAGUCCUAACGGCAGUGGCCUCCCAAGAGGGGCUUUCUCACCUCAGACUGUCAGUGGGAGACAAAAUGCCGCAGCGCGCACACUACUAGAGCCCAUCAGGAAGACGGCACUCGGGUAGGCUUUCUUCCAGCUUGCUGAAUUUGGUAUGUGUCAGCAGGGCUCUUUUUCUAGCAGGAGCUCCUCUGCAUAUUAGGCCAUGCCCCCCUGAUGUAGCCAAUCCUCUUGGAGCUUACAGUAGGCCCUGUACUAAGAGCCCGCUAAGCUCUUGGAGGAUUGGCUACAUCAGGGGGGCAUGGCCUAAUAUGCAGAGGAGCUCCUGCUAGAAAAAGAGCCCUGUGUGUCAGCAUCGUUUCUAUGGAGAACGCUCAAAUGUUUCAUCUCCCACCUUAAUAGCUGACAUGGUACAGCCCAGCAGCAGCUUUCUCACAUGUGGAGUUUCUCCUCGUCCAUUUUGGAACUUGAGGAAUGGAAGAUGCAGCAUGAUUUUCAGCAUGAAUGGCGUGUGCCGUCAUGAAUGGGGUUUCAAGGAGCUGAAGGAACCUCGGCGGAUUGUUCUUUGCAGGGCUUUUUGGGUUGCAGGAGCUCCUUUGCAUAUUAGGCCACACACCCAAUGUAGCCAAUCCUCCGUACAGGGCCUACUGUAAGCUCCAGGAGGAUUAGCUACAUUGGGGGUGCGGCCUAAUAUGCAAAGGAGUUCCUGCUGCUUCUUUUCCUUUUCUGUUUCAAGGGCCGUUAGGAUCAAAUGAUCCUUCCAGCUCCCCCCCCUUUGUUGGAACAAAGGCACUGGAUACGAUUUAAGCGUUAGAAUUCCUUAAACACUGUACGAUUAUUAUAACACAGCAACGAUGCACUAGCCCUUGAGAAGUGUGUAGGCUUUUCCUGUGUUAACUCUCCACGGAGGUUAUCAUCUAGAUCUAGUGGUGGAUACAUUUCAGCUGAAAAUACCUGCUUAGUUACACUUUUCUUUUUUUCAAUUAAAGAAGGCCAUAGACACCGUUUGAAGCUUUUCAGGCAGCGUCUGUCUCUAGCUGCCGCUCCGCGUUACUUUGAAAGGUGUGGGGAAGGGGGUGGGGGUGGAGUUGUCUUUUCCGCCAAACACUGAAGUCAAAAAUUUGAUCUUAUAGGGAACGACAAAGCAAUGAGGAUAGCUGUCGGUCGUACCCAGGAAAUGUGCAUUUUGGAAAACGCUUGAAUUAUUAUGGGGUUCGGCGGGGAUGUCUUAUUUGUCAAAUUGUUUUUGAUAACGAGAAAAGUGCCAAAUUCUGCCAAGUUGUCUUACUCAUAGCCGGUGUGGGGGGUGUAUGUCUGUGCCAGGGGUUCCUUUGUGACACGCAAAGUGACAAGCAAAACGGUGGGGGGGGAGGGGGGACACAACAGAGUUGUGUUGCUUUUUGUGUAUGUGUUGCUGCAACGUCCAUCUCUCCCCUCCUAGUACUGAUAAAUUCUCAUGGUUACAGUCCGGCCGGAGUACAGGAAAUUCUAGGAGUGGACGUCCCUUGUGUCAAUUUCCUUCAUACAACAGAAGGCUCAGAUAGACUAUCCCCAGUAUCAUUUGCGUCCCAUUGGUUAUUGCCUCUUCUUGAGUAAAUAAAUUUCACGUGGAACGAGAUGACGUUGCAAUAAUACUGUAUUUCACCUGUUUGAGAGAGUGAAACCAAAAGCCAUUUGAGUAAUUUGUGCGGAUGGGGGUUAAAUCACAGAGAACUGCGGAGAUGCGUACAGCGACGGUCGAGUUGUUCAGGCGUACCUUGCUUUUUUAAAAAAAAAAAUGCUGAAAGACACGGAAUAUUUCACUCUAUGUUGGACUCGCGUUGACUUUUGAGUUAUUCGUUCAUCACCAGGAACAUUUCCAAUAAAUAUCAUUGCUGCAA